UGGAGGGAGAGAACACAUCUAGCGUUGCUGAUCGUCCUGGGACACUGGAGGUAUACGGUGAUUUCACAUUUUUGUUCCGAAAGGCCUGAAUCACGGCCCGUGGGAUCCAAUUUCGAGAAGAACACGCGUGGGAGUUUCCCAAAUAAUGAAACCCGAGUAGAACUGCUGCUUGAACAGGUAGUUGCCGUCCACGGGGAGCUGGCUCCAACCUGCAGUGAGGCAAACCAAGCCGCUGGUGACCAGGGUACUAAAUCAAGUUCAAAGCAUCCCACCGCUUGCAGGUGCCACUUGCAUGCGAAAUCAGUGUUUCCAUGGGAACCCUGAUUGUUCCCAUGAGAACGCUGAUCAUGACAACUUUCAGCUGGUGAGGGGCACCUGUCCCUUGUUUUUUCCUGCUUAUUUGAGCCUGUGCUCACGACCAAGGAGGUUGUUCCCCUGCCAGUGCCCAUGACUACGGAGGUUGUUCCCCUGUCACUGCAUGUGCUCACCACCACAGAGGCUGUUCCACAGUCCAUGUCAGUUCUCACAGCCAUGGAGGCUGUUCCCCAGUCCAUGUCGGUCUUCACAACUAUGGAGGCUGUUUCCCUGUUCCUACCAGUCCUCACAGCCAUGGAGGCUGUUCCCCAGUCCAUGUUGGUCCUCAAAGCCACAGAUGCUGUUCCCCAGUCCAUGUCAGUCCUUGGUCCUCACAGCCACAGAGGCCGCUUCCCAGUCUCUGUCAGUGCUCACAACCACAGAGGCCAUUCCCCAGUCUCUGCCAGUGCUCAUGGCCAUGAAGGCCGUUCCCCAGUCUCUGUCGGUGCCCACGGCCACAGAGACCACUCUCCAGUUGCAGCUGCUAGUGCUCACGGCUGCAGAGGCCAUUCCCUUGUUGCGGCCAGCGUCCACGGAGGCUGUUCCCCUGCCACCACCAGCAGCCACACCUGAGCUUACCACAUCUUCGCCCCCUGAGCUGCUCUUUCCUGAACCUUGUCCAGUGGCCGCCGCCCAGUUCACUGCCCCCUGUCCAGCAGCCACCGCCCAGUCCUCUGACCCCUGUCCAGCGAGAACCGCCCAGUACUCUGUCCCCUCUGCCCUGAGGCCACCUCCCAGGCCUCCAGACCACGCUUCUUUCCUUAAAAUCCCACCCUCUUCCUGCUUCUCUCCCACCCACAGAGUAAAGGGGCUGGGAGCUUACCUUCCCUGCGUGACACAACUUUUGGCCGUGAACUGGGAGAUGGUGGAGCAUGCUUCACUUCUAACUGUGUCACUGUCCACCUGA
Messenger RNA from Myxocyprinus asiaticus (Chinese sucker), 1261 nucleotides. RefSeq lists its product as uncharacterized. The record is from RefSeq and is a predicted model, not a curated record. The transcript is spliced from 4 exons. Lineage: Eukaryota; Metazoa; Chordata; Actinopteri; Cypriniformes; Catostomidae. The coding region runs from base 479 to 1261 and encodes 260 amino acids.